GCGGUGGCAGCAGCGGCGGUGGCAGCAGCGGCGGUGGCAGCAGCGGCUGUGGCAGCAGCGGCGGUGGCAGCGGUGCUGACACUGGGACAGCGUUGUGAGGACAGUGGUGACAGCAAGAGUUGGAGGACUGGCAGAGGGCAAGGCACCAUGGCCUUUCCUCUGCGCCUCUUCCUCCUGCUCCUCCUGGCAGUGGCCCUGCCUGACAGGGCUGCCCAGGCUGCUCCCUGGCGAGCACAGGGAGCAGAUUGGAAUCAUCACAUGGAUUACCUGGAAGUAAUGAAUGAUGGCUUGAAAUUCUUGGAGGAUGUUGGAGCCAAGCCUCUUGGUGCAGGCGAUGCAGCUCCUCAACCCACACCCAGGACUGAGUCUCAGGGAGGUGGUGAGGUUACAGGUGUGUGGGCAGGGAGCGCUUUGCCAGCUCCUGGGUUGCUUACUGCAGACAAGCCCGGCUCCCAUCGCAGGGGUCCUCCAACAGGAAGGAACAAAGCUACUGGACACAAGAAACCUCGUGAACCAUCUAAUACUAUGCAGCAAAUGCUGAAGGAAAUGCUGCAGGGAGCACAAGAGAAGAAUCAAAAAGCUGUGCUGAAGGCGGCGUUUCCUGGAGGAAGCAGUGGCUCAUGGGCAGCCUCUGCUGCUGCAGGAAGGGAGGCCAUGCCAGGCACAGUCCCAGGAGCCGAGCCCCUUGGUGAAGGUGAUCUUGCUUCACACCCCACACCCAGGACUGAGCCUCAGGGAGGUGGUGAGGUUACAGGUGUGUGGGCAGGGAGCGCUUUGCCAGCUCCUGGGUUGCUUACUGCAGACAAGCCCGGCUCCCAUCGCAGGGGUCCUCCAACAGGAAAGAACAAAGCUACUGGACACAAAAAACCCCAUGAGCCAUCCAAUACCAUGCAGCAAAUGCUGAAGGAAAUGCUGCAGGGAGCACAAGCUAAGCCCCUUGGUGAAGGUGAUCUAGCUUCCCUACUCACAUCCAGGACUGAGCCUCACGGAGAUGGCGAGGGUGUGUCUGCAGGGAGGAUUUUCCCAGACACUUUUCAGGAUGCUGCACACAAGCCUAGCUCCCAUCACAGGGGAAGGAACAAAGCUACUGGACACAAAAAACCCCAUGAGCCAUCCAAUACCAUGCAGCAAAUGCUGAAGGAAAUGCUGCAGGGAGCACAAGAGAAGGACCAGAAAGCUGUGCUGAAGGCGGUGUUUCCCAGAGAAAACAGUGGCUCAUGGUCAGCGUCUGCUGCAGGAAGGGAGGCCAUGCCAGGCACAGUCUCAGAGGAUUGGGAUCGUGACAUGGAGUACAUGGAAAUGCUGGUCAGUGGUGGUUUGAAGACUUUGCCAGAUACUGGAGGCAAGUUUUCAGUGUCUCUUUCUGCACAGAAUAAUCAGUGUCAAUGUGGCAAGAGCUCACUCAUGUGCCAUUUCCCUUAAGAGUCUGAAGAUUGAUGGAUUGUGGAAACCUCACCUUGCUCCCUUCUGGAGCCCUGAGUGAUCCCACACAGCACUGUCAGUGGGAGGAAGGAGCAUUUAGCUGUCAAUCUCCUUCCCAUGUGCAAUGCCAGUGUCUCCUUCCGUGUGCUCUGUG
Cyanistes caeruleus (blue tit) is the source of this 1576-nucleotide messenger RNA. The record is from RefSeq and is a predicted model, not a curated record. Lineage: Eukaryota; Metazoa; Chordata; Aves; Passeriformes; Paridae.